UAGUAGUAUCUGUAGUUGGCAGUGAGGACGCUACUCAUUUUGAGUCAGUUACGGAGGUUCCCACAGUUACCCAAUCAAACUGCUCUGAACACUUACUUGACAGUGAGAUGCAUAAAUUGCAGGACAUUCUGACCUCAGCAAAUGUUCAAGACCCAAACAAGUAUCCUUCAACAUCCAAAUCAUGGUGCUUGCGCCAAUCAGUAGCCCAAGAGGAGUGGCAGAAAGCAAGGUCCUAUCACAUAAACUGCUUGCUGUCCUGCAAUGUGGUUCCAGAACAGAACUGCAGCCACUGCACAUCUCCUGCCAUCAUUCGCUGCAAAGACUGCAUGCCAGAAGAGUGGCUGUGUAUGGAGUGUGACAUACACAUACACAAAAAACUCACCAUUCAUAACAGGGAGUCCUGCAUUGAGGGAAUUUACAAGCCCAUUGAGCCAACAGUGUGCUGUGUAAAAAAAGAUGGCAAAUAUACACUGGGCAAUCAAGUGUGUUUAUUGCCUACAGUGAGACCUGUCCAUUUAUGCACUUGUGACCCUGUAAACAUCACUGAAUCAGCUGGCAGAGCAAUCGUUUUGGUUUGCAUAAAUGGUCGGUAUGAUUUGCAUUUGCCAAACUUGUUGUGCAAAGUAUGUCUGGCACAGUGGACACCUGACAUGAGUGACCUAAUAAGAAGUGGGUACUGGCCAGCAUCUGUGAAUGCUGACACGCUGUUUUCAGUGGAUGUCUUCAGCACAUUUGAAGAAAUGAAAACUAUUGCACCCAGUUUAUCAAGACAAGGUUUUUUGCAGAUGUUGGAGAGGAGGACUUGUCACUUUGGAAGGGUAAGAUCAGUGUGGAUCAAAGUUGGAGACUCUAAAAUUGCCCAAGGUGUGAAUGGGAGUAUUUAA
Messenger RNA from Sinocyclocheilus anshuiensis, 884 nucleotides. RefSeq lists its product as uncharacterized. The coding region runs from base 108 to 884 and encodes 258 amino acids. NCBI's taxonomy places the organism in Eukaryota, Metazoa, Chordata, Actinopteri, Cypriniformes, Cyprinidae. The record is from RefSeq and is a predicted model, not a curated record. The transcript is spliced from 4 exons.